Aspergillus ibericus CBS 121593 is the source of this 1179-nucleotide messenger RNA. Its product is annotated as putative iron-sulfur cofactor synthesis protein (Isu1). Lineage: Eukaryota; Fungi; Ascomycota; Eurotiomycetes; Eurotiales; Aspergillaceae. The record is from RefSeq and is a predicted model, not a curated record. The coding region runs from base 164 to 751 and encodes 195 amino acids. Gene Ontology annotation, cellular component: mitochondrial matrix; cytoplasm. Gene Ontology annotation, biological process: intracellular iron ion homeostasis; iron-sulfur cluster assembly. The transcript has 4 exons. Gene Ontology annotation, molecular function: 2 iron, 2 sulfur cluster binding; ferrous iron binding.
GCCUAGUCGAGCCCCCCCCAAGAAACCAUAAUUAAUCAAUCGCAACUAUCAAUCUUUCAUCACAUCACUUCUCUUCUUCCCCCACGCCGUCACCAUCUUCAUCCCAAUACUCAAAUACUUGUUUCUUUAAUCAUUAAAUCUACUCUCCUCACUCACACACACCAUGUUCCGUCGUCUUGCUACCGUUGUUCCUCGCUCGGGUGUGCUCGCGCCUCGCAGCAUCACCCCGGCCGUCUCCGGCAUCCAGCAGACCGUGAGAGCGACUGCUGCUCCCCAGCAGCGCAGAGGAUACCAUGAGAAAGUGUUGGACCACUACUCCAACCCCCGUAACGUCGGCUCCAUGGCCAAGUCCAUCGACGUUGGUACCGGUCUCGUCGGCGCCCCGGCCUGCGGCGAUGUCAUGAAGCUCCAGAUCCGCGUGGACAAGGACACCAACAAGAUCAGCGACGUCAAGUUCAAGACUUUCGGCUGCGGCAGUGCCAUCGCUAGCUCGAGUUAUUUGACUGAGUUGGUCCGUGGAAUGACCCUUGAUGAGGCCGCCAAGAUCCGUAACACCGAUAUUGCCAAGGAAUUGUGCUUGCCUCCUGUUAAGCUCCACUGCUCCAUGCUCGCCGAAGACGCCAUCAAGUCCGCCAUCUCGGAUUACUACACCAAGAACCCCCGCGCCCAGAAGACCGAUCUGUCGGGUACGGGCGCCUCGAUCCCUCAGGUGCAGGUGGAGAUGGAGCAGACUAGCAGUGCUACUGCCUAGAUCUCCCACCUCCUACCAGAUACCACUUCUAGCUUGAAAAUUGAAAAAUUCAAACCGAUGAAAAAAAGGAUGCAAAAGUCGAAGACUCGGAUACGGAUACGGAUACAGAUACCAUGAUUCCCGCGAUUGAUUGAUUGAUUGAUUGAAUACCGGAGGAUGCAGAAUGAUAUACUGCAGUGAGUGCAGUGGGAUGAAUGAGCGUGAUAAAAUGGACGGACGGAUGGAUGGAUUCCCACAAAUAGGUUCCUGACAGGACUCGGAAUUUUCUUACUUUUCUUUUGUUCUCAAUAAUGAUGUAUAGCAUUUCACUUACUCCAAUUUCUGCUCUUUUUUUCCUCCUCAGCAAAGCAAUACAAGACAAGCACUAAGUGUAAUGGUUACCCCCUGAUCGAUUAAAUAUACACAAUCCAACAGGACUUAAAUGAGAA